Molecule: messenger RNA, 1832 nt
Organism: Alternaria rosae
Lineage: Eukaryota; Fungi; Ascomycota; Dothideomycetes; Pleosporales; Pleosporaceae
Exons: 2
Coding region: 215-1741 (508 amino acids)
Biological process (GO): regulation of DNA-templated transcription
Molecular function (GO): DNA-binding transcription factor activity, RNA polymerase II-specific; zinc ion binding
Source: RefSeq, a predicted model, not a curated record
CCCAAGCAUUAUAGCCGUCGUCAUAGACAAGUGCGCACCAAUCAAUAGCUAAACUUGAAGCUACUACAGGCGCUUCACAGCCCUACGAGACUGCGCUUCUUCACCGUUACGCUAGCAGGCAGACAAUGUAUGUCCAUAUAGGGAACAUUCCGCGCUGAACAGGAGUGACAGUGGACAAAAUCCUGCGUGUACGCGCCUACUCUAAGUUUCCGAGAUGGUGGGGGUUCCAGGACGCUCCAAAGGCUGUGUGACGUGCCGAAAAAGAAAGAAAGGCUGCGAUCUAGUCCAGCCUGAGUGCGGUCAAUGCAAAGAACGCGGGAUAGCAUGCGGAGGCUACGACUCAGAUCGCAUAUUCAUCUACCAGAAAGGAAGCGGGCCUACCCGUCCUGCACCAAGAUUAGGACGCCACGCGACAGCUGAGAAAUCUCCCGGACAGCCACCUCGCCAAGGCAUGCAGAUGAUGCGAUUCAACCCUGUAUCGAGUCCAGGAACACAGAAAACAUGUUCCAUCUCGAUGCCAAUUAUGCUGCCAGAUGCGCUCGCGAGGUCUGCUUACAGCGAGAAGACUAUUGCGACUUUCUUGAACAUGUACAACCCACAGGGCGUAAUCCACACCACCAACACAGACGCGAAGGAGUUUGUUAGCUUGCUACCCUUGCUUAGUACGCGUGAUGAAGCACUGCAGAUGGCUGCUCUGGCAGUUGGCAUAACGCAGCUUGGGAUGACUUCGGACAAUGAAGCUCUCACGCGGCAAGGAAGAACACUGUACGGCAAAGCUCUCAAGGAAACAGCAGUUGCUUUACAAAACCCUGUUCGAGCGAGUAGCGAGUCACUGCUUGUUGUACCGCGAAUCAUGGCUCUCUUCGAUAUGCUGUUCGGCGCAGAAGCGAACACGACCAACCAGGCGAAGAGCUGGCUCAGUCACUGUGAAGGCGAGCUAGCCAUGAUAGUCAGCCGUGGCCCGGAGAUGUUCGCAGAAAACGACGCAGCGCAUAGACUCUUCACUAAUGCAAGAUACCGGCUACUUGGGCCUGCCACCCGUAGCAGGAAACCAACCAUACUCAAUGAGGAAGAAUGGAAAACGAUACCUUGGAGAGGCCGGACCAAGUCGUCUGACGAUGUUCUAAUUGACGUCCUCUGCGGUAUACCCGAGCUUUUGAACGCUGUGGACAAGCUACAGUUCGAAUGUAUGAGUGAACAAGAAAGAGAAGGGCUGCAAGUAUACACAAUAGCAAAGUGUUGGACACUGCACUUCGAGCUCGAAGCCUGGGCUAAUGCGGAGGCAAACGCCAUCUACAUACCUGAGUUUGUUAGCAACGCGACGCCAAUUACCUUUCCCAACAUCGACAUAGCUUGUGUCACAGUACGCUACUGGUUGACAGCUCUUCUCCUAUACUCAUCCCUCGACAUCGCAACAGGCAUCGACCCUUCUACCGACCCCCUACUCUCACACCCGGAUCGCCCACACCCCCGACCGUUUGCGAGAAUGAUCAUGAAGUCAGUCGACUACUUCCUUCAGGAGCAGUUCGGCGUAACGGGUAUCAUGGCUAUUUGGAUGCCACUAGGCCACGCGCUGUUCUAUCUGAAUAGAAACCGGGAGCCUGAUGAGGAAUACAUAAUGAGCAUCAUGCGGACUUGGCACAAACCAAAGCUGCCGAGUACGAUGAGAGAGUUCUUGAAGAGCUUCAGGGAAACGGUUGAUAUAAAGACUUUGCUAGCGACGCCCAUGAGCGAGUUGUAAAGUGGAACUCAGGCGACCUAGGCCGUCGCAAGAACAUACAAAAUACACACACAAAAACUAGGGGUCAGAACGGAUAUGGGAUGAGCUAUAC